Messenger RNA from Penicillium canariense, 1353 nucleotides. RefSeq names its product phosphatidyl synthase. Gene Ontology annotation, cellular component: mitochondrion. Gene Ontology annotation, biological process: glycerophospholipid biosynthetic process. The transcript has 2 exons. Bases 1 to 1353 code for a protein of 450 amino acids. The record is from RefSeq and is a predicted model, not a curated record. Lineage: Eukaryota; Fungi; Ascomycota; Eurotiomycetes; Eurotiales; Aspergillaceae.
AUGACCACCGCCGAUGGAUUCGGAGCCCGUAAGGUCCGCCGACUCUCCAGUCUGGACGCCGAUCGGGCCGACCUCUACGGAGGCCCCAACGUCGUCAUGCCUCCAAAACACUUGAUGGCCUCUCAUGGCCGCGACCUGGCCUCUGAAAUAGCCAAGGCCAACCACCAUCUUGACGAAGAAGCCAGUUCCUCAGACGCCAGUUCCUCCGAAGCCAUUUUCUCAGAUGAAGAGUCCUCUCAAGUGACUACCCCCCUGUCUCCCCCGCCAAUGACUAUCAGCGAUGAUUUUGCACUGGCCUUCGAUAUCGAUGGCGUCCUUAUCAGAGGCGGCCAGGCCAUUCCCGAGGCCGUCGAGGCCAUGAAGUACAUUAACGGCGAGAAUCCAUAUGGAAUCAAAGUACCAUACAUUUUCCUCACCAACGGAGGCGGCAAGACCGAACAAGAACGAUGCCAGGAUCUCAGUCGUCAGCUCGAGUAUGAAGUGUGCCCGGGGCAAUUCAUUUGCGGCCACACUCCCAUGCGCGAAAUGGUGGAACGGUACAAGACCGUCCUGGUGGUAGGCGGCGAAGGCGAGAAGUGCCGCAUUGUCGCCGAGGAAUACGGAUUCGAGAAUGUCGUGACGCCGGGAGACAUUAUCAAGACACGACACGACACGACGCCUUUCCGCAAAUUGACCGACGAGGAAUUCAAGAACUCACGGGUGCUCGAUCUCGAUUCCAUCCGGAUUGAAGCCAUCUUCGUCUUUGCCGAUAGUCGUGACUGGGCGGGUGACCAGCAGAUUAUUCUGGACUGCCUGAUGUCCAAGGAUGGCCAGCUAGGCACACGCUCGGAAACGUAUGACGAGGGUCCGCCAAUCUACUUCUCCCACAAUGAUGUGGUGUGGUCCACAUCGCAUGAGCACUCACGCCUCGGCAUGGGCGCUCUGCGCGCCUCUCUCGAGGCUCUCUACAAGGCCGUCGUCGGCAAGGAGCUGAAGACCGUUGCCUUUGGCAAGCCACAGGUGGGCACAUUCCAAUUUGCCACCCGGCUUUUGCAGCAGUGGCGCAGCGAUUCUCACGGCAUCGACACGCCACCUUCGACAAUCUACUUUGUUGGCGACACUCCCGAAUCCGACAUUCGCGGGACGAAUGAAUUCAAUGAGAUUUCGGAGAACGAAUGGUACUCUAUCUUGGUCCGAACUGGCGUCUACCAGGAAGGCACCAUCCCACGCUUCCCACCCAAGAAGAUCGUGAACAACAUUUACGACGCCGUAAAGUUUGCAAUCGACCGUGAGCAGCAGAAGUUCUACUCGAAGAAAGGUCCCGCUAGGGACGGCUUACCAGAGGCUGGCAUGGAGAGCAAGCUCACAAACUAA